AUGGCAGAGGCCAGCAUCCUCUUCCUCCGCGCCUGUCUCACGCUGCUUGCCCUGCCCAUCUACCUGCUGUCGUUCGUGGGCAUAUGGCAGCCCUUCUGUAAGAAGGUGGUUUUCCCUUUUUUCUUGGAGAGGCUUUCUGUGGUUCAUGAAAGGAAAGCAAAGAAGCACAAGCAGGAGCUAUUUCAUAAUCUAUCUGACUUCAGGAGCCCCUCGGGAGAGCUGAAGCUGCUGGAGAUCGGGACCGGCUUCGGUGCUAACUUCCAGUUCUACCCACCCGGCUGCAAAGUCACAUGCACCGACAUAAACCCCAACUUCCAGCAAGGCCUUUCAAAAAACAUGAACAAGAACCAGCACGUUCACUACGAGCGUUUCCUCGUGGCUGCAGGAGAAGACCUGCACCAGGUGCCCAGUGGCUCUGUGGAUGCUGUUGUCUGCACCCUGGUCCUCUGCUCGGUGCACAACGUGAACGACACCCUGAAGGAGGUUCUGCGGGUGCUCAGGCCAGGAGGAGCUUUCUAUUUCUUAGAGCACGUGGCCGCUGAACCUUCCAGCUGGAAUUAUUUUUGGCAGCAGGUCUGCUACCCGACUUGGAAGCUUGUCUUUUGUGGAUGCUGCCUAACAAGAGAGAUAUGGAAAAAUCUCAAGCAGUCCAAGUUCUCGGAGGUGAAGCUACAACACAUCAGCAUAUCUCUGCCCUGGACGCCCAUCAAGCCUCACAUCGUCGGCUACGCCGUGAAGUAA
Merops nubicus (carmine bee-eater) is the source of this 741-nucleotide messenger RNA. RefSeq names its product methyltransferase-like protein 7A. Gene Ontology annotation, molecular function: S-adenosylmethionine-dependent methyltransferase activity. The record is from RefSeq and is a predicted model, not a curated record. Lineage: Eukaryota; Metazoa; Chordata; Aves; Coraciiformes; Meropidae. The coding region runs from base 1 to 741 and encodes 246 amino acids. The transcript has 2 exons.